ACAUACUAUGUUUGUCGUUCUUCCCCGGUGACCUAGUUAACAUAAUAUUCACUGCUUGUCAAUAUUCAAUGGUUACGAAUUCUGAGGACAUUCUCGCACAACCUCCGCAAGCAGACAAGGACGACUCAUCUUUGAGCGCUCAUCUCUGGUUUCCAGAGCCCGAAGCUCAAGAACGAGUUAUUGCUACACCUCAAGCAUCGGGUUCAUCUUCGCAAUUAAGGGAUCGCUUGUAUAUUGGAAAUCUGCAUCCUACUGUCGAUGAAUAUGCGCUUCUACAGGUCUUCACCAAGUUCGGCAAAGUAUCGAAACUCGACUUCCUCUUUCACAAGACGGGGCCAAACAAAGGAAGGCCACGAGGAUAUGCCUUUAUACAGUAUUUGCACGAAGGUGAUGCUCAGACGGCAUUGGAAAACAUCAAUGGAAAGCUACUUCGGGGCCGUAAGCUGGCAGUCACUUUUGCACAUCAAGCUCCACUCGAACAACCCAGCGGAAGUCGACAGGUGGGAAGGGCAAGAAGAAUUGAUCCGCGGCCGACUACCUUGAGUAUGAUAAAAAGUGGAAUUCAUACUCGGUCAGAAGGCACAGAUAACAAAAUUGCUAUGAUGGAGGCGAAGUUACGCCAGAUGGAAUCAAGUACUGCCAAUCCGUUUAAAUCAUUACCACCAAAACCACCGCCAUCGGCCGUGUCAUCGAGUUCGGCCUCAAGGCACUGUUUUGGUAUAGGGGGUUCUCUCUUUUCCAGAAAUCCGGCAGGUCCAACCGUUCGGCGUCCUACAGCCCGUGCAGAACCUACUACCCUUUCUGCGGACGCCGAUACCACACAUUCAGCAUCACUACCGAUACUUAAUACUCAACCGGAGACCGUCAAGUCAUCCAUGUCCUGUAAACGCAUAAUACCUGGUGUGAAGAUCAUCAAAGAACGUAGUAAAUGAAGACCUGUGCAGCUGAUACUUGUCGCUGAGAUCGCUCUGAUGUUAUAAAGCUUUUCUCGCGAGAUUCUAGCGCACUUCCGAGUUGUCCUGAUGUAGUCCUGUAUGGAAUAUACUGGUUCGAGAGUGCUGAAGUUCUCAUGGAUGUGUUCCGCAAUGACACUUUACGCUCCGACCUUCUUCACUGUCCAACAUGAGAAAAGUGAGGUCAUUUCUCACUUGAAUUGUGCAUUGAUCCAGUGCAUGAAUAUUUUGCAACUUCCCCAUGCCGAUAGCCGAACCAGUUUGGAGAACCAACGGCAAUCACACGGUUCAGUUUGUUCCGAUAUCUCACCUAACAGUGAACGGCUGUCGUUGGCUACGAGUUGGGUACUGACUGAUGUACGGAACGCGUUCGCAAUCAAAAUACAGUGGCAAUGCCAUCUGGAAUAUGGAGUCCCGAGUCAUGGC
Molecule: messenger RNA, 1379 nt
Organism: Suillus bovinus
Lineage: Eukaryota; Fungi; Basidiomycota; Agaricomycetes; Boletales; Suillaceae
Exons: 5
Coding region: 69-932 (287 amino acids)
Molecular function (GO): RNA binding
Source: RefSeq, a predicted model, not a curated record